Bursaphelenchus okinawaensis is the source of this 627-nucleotide messenger RNA. The record is from the annotation of a GenBank genome assembly. NCBI's taxonomy places the organism in Eukaryota, Metazoa, Nematoda, Chromadorea, Rhabditida, Aphelenchoididae.
AUGAAAUUCUUAAGGUUUGGGUUAGUCAUUGCCUUUGUUUUACUUGGCCUUGUGUCUGCGCAAUCAGCUGUGUCAUUGGACGAUGUACUGUAAGUUUUUUAUAGAACUAUUUUUUGCGGUUACAAGGCUUUAGAACUGGAUUUUAUGACAAUAAGAUAUGAAAUGGUUGUAAAUAAUUUCAAAGAAAAUAUUGACGCCGUUCAUAUAAACUAUGUUUUUGAGUUGGACUGAAAAUAGUUUAGAACUUGAAGCAAAGAUUCACAAAAUAACCAUUACUACUUUAUAAGAAGCUAACUAGUACACUACACUAUAACAAGGAGAAUCAUACUAAUGAUUAAAAACCAAAAUAAAACUUACAAUUCCAGAAUUCGUGAACGUCGUGGUUACGGCUACGGUGGUGGGGCUCCUCCACCACCUCCUCCUCCACCACCCCCUCCACCACCUCCACCACCACCACCAGUCAAAUCGUAUGGUUAUGGCGGCGGCUCCAGCUACGGUGGAGGCCUCGGCGGUGGUGGGCUUGGCGGUAUCGGAGGUGGACUUGGCGGUGGGGCAUCGUUCGGCGGUGGAUACGGAGGCACCUUCGGUGGAAGUGGUUAUGGCUACAAUAAGUAUGGAAGAAAAUAA